Messenger RNA from Heteronotia binoei (common prickly gecko), 957 nucleotides. Its product is annotated as olfactory receptor 5T7-like. Gene Ontology annotation, cellular component: membrane. Gene Ontology annotation, molecular function: G protein-coupled receptor activity; olfactory receptor activity. The record is from RefSeq and is a predicted model, not a curated record. The transcript has a single exon. Bases 1 to 957 code for a protein of 318 amino acids. NCBI's taxonomy places the organism in Eukaryota, Metazoa, Chordata, Lepidosauria, Squamata, Gekkonidae. Gene Ontology annotation, biological process: G protein-coupled receptor signaling pathway.
AUGGCAGGUGGAAAUCAAACACCGGUGAAGGAAUUCAUCCUCCUUGGUUUCUCUGGUAUCCCAAGGGCCCAUGCCUUCCUAUUCCUGGUCUUCUUCACAAUCUACUUGCUUUCCAUGAUUGGGAACACCACGCUAAUCACCCUGAUCCGGCUGGAUUCCCGCCUUCACAGCCCCAUGUACUAUUUCCUCAGCCACCUGUCCUGCUUGGAUGUUUGCAACUUAUCUGUCACUGUCCCCAAGAUCCUGGCUAACUUAGCGAGCCAGAAAUCAACUAUUUCAUACAAAGAGUGCAUGGCCCAGAUGUUCUUCCUGAUGACAUCGACGGGGACAGAGAGUAUCUUGCUGGCCGUCAUGGCCUACGACCGCUAUGCUGCCAUUUGCCAACCGCUACACUACAAUAAUCUCAUGAGCAGUCAGGUCUAUGUCUCUCUGGCCAUUUUUUCAUGGCUUGGCGGCAUCUUGAACUCAGCUACCCACACUGCCCUGGCCACCAAUCUGUCCUUCUGUGGAGCCAAUCGGAUUGACCACAUAUUCUGUGAUGUUCCACCACUCCUUAAAAUCACCUGCAGCGACACCUACGUCAACGAGAUGGUCAUUCACAUCUUCAGCAUCUUUAUGGCAGUGGGUCCAUUCCUACUUAUCGUCAUCUCAUACGUCUACAUUGUGUCCGCCAUCUUGCGGAUUCGCUCCAACACCAGCCGGCGCAAGGCCUUUUCUACGUGUUCUUCCCAUGUGGCAGUGGUCAUCAUCCACUUUGGGAUGGCCAAUGUGAACUACAACCGCCCCGGUGCUGACUACUCCUCGGAAGUCAACAUUCUGGUCUCCACACUGUAUUGUAUCAUCACACCCAUGCUGAACCCGCUCAUCUACAGCUUCCGCAACAAGGACGUGAAGAAUGCCCUGGGGAAAGUGCUGGGGCUGCAGAGGAAGGCAUUCACUUCCCCAAAGAAGCAAUGA